AGCCGGGGGAGGCCGGCUCCCCCCCUGAAGACCUGCGCAGCCUCCACCCAGGGGCGCUGCUCUACUGGGCCGCUCGCCACCAGAACCUGCCCACCAUGGCCGACGCCCUGGCCCAUGGCGCAGACGUCAACUGGGUCAACACUGCCGAGGACAGCCGGACCCCCCUGCUGCAGGCCGUGGCUGCGAAUUCCCUGCUGGCCUGCGAGUUUCUGCUACAGAACGGAGCCAACGUCAACCAGGCGGACAGUGCCGGGCAGGGGCCCCUGCACCACGCCACCAUCCUGGGCCACACCGGGCUGGCCUGCCUGUUCCUCAAGCGGGGGGCCAAUCUGAACGCGGUCGACAUGGAGGGGAAGGACCCGCUCUCCAUCGCCAUAGACACGGCCAACGCUGAUAUCGUCACCCUGCUGCGGCUGGCCAAGAUGCGGGAGGCGGAGGUCGCGCAGGGACAGUCAGGUGACGAGACCUACCUCGACAUCUUCCGGGACUUCUCCCUGAUGGCGUCCGACAAUCCCGAGAAGUUGACCCGCCGAGACCUGAAACUCACCACCCUCUAGCGCCCCCCCUGGGGGUGCACCACCGAGCCACCGUGUGUGUGUGUGUGUGUGUGUGUGCGCGGGGGGGGGGGAUCCCCUCCUGGGGAUCCCCUCCCCCACCCCUGGCUCCUCCCCCUUCCCUGGCUGGGAGGGGCAGCGAAGCAGCAGGGACUUCUUCCCCCCGCCCUCCGCCGCCCCUGGGCUGCUUUCUUAACGACCAUAAUCCCCCCCCAUUCUUCUGCUGCUUGUGCUGUCACUCUUGGAUGGGGGCAAUAGGGGAUAGGGGCCAAUCUCCCAUCGCCCCCUCUUCUGCCCCCCAUCACAGGCCCCCAGAUCGCCCCCUCAUUAUACGGCAGGGGCUUAUCCCUGCCCCCACCUCCAUUAUGGGGAGGGGCUUCUCCCUGGUCCCCCUUCUGGCCCCCAGAUACCACCCCCCCGUUUAUAGGGCUAAUCCCAUAUCCCCACCCAUCCUAUUUAUUAUUUCUAUGGGACCAUCCUCCCUGUUCGUUGUUUUAACCCCCCAUGUACAUGCACAUGGCUCCCCUCCUCCGGUUGAGGCAUGGUGGGGGGACCCCGUCUUUGAAUGGAGGGGAAGGGGGAGCAGCGGGAGAUCUGGGCAUCUGUACAAAGCUGGCAUGCAAUAAACAGACCAGGCUGCAAUAUCAACUUCUGCUUCCACCUCUGGGGCGGGGCAGCUGGUGACACAGGGACCCCUCGCCCGGCGCUGAGAUGCGGCCACCUCUGGGGUGGGGCAGCGGAUUACACAGGGAUCCUGUAGCCACAGCAGUGCUAGUUUCGUCGCCUGUUUCUCCAUCUCGCCACCAGAUGGCGGCGUUGACCCUAGUGGCUGGAGGGGGCAGCGUCUCACCCAACCCACCAGCCCCCACUGCCCUCCCAGAGCCGGGAAGAGAACCCAGGAGUCCUGGCUCCCAGCCCCCCCUCCUCUACCCCACCAGCCCCCACUCCCCUUCCAGAACUGGGGAGAGAACCCAGGAGUCCUGACUCCUCCCCGCCCCCUCACUCUCCUUCCUUGAAAAGUUGUUUUUUGUCCAGCCCUGUGAUCAACAUCUCUGUAGCCUCUUUCAGCCGCGCACCCCGAAUUCCAGCCUGCCUCCUCUCCGCCUCCCUGUCUCUACCGUCCAAGGGUCCCGUGCGCCGGGCGUGCCCAUGGGCCUGGGGCCCGGAGAUAAGGGUGGGUGGAGUCAGGUGGGUGCAGAUAAGAAAUGGAGCUGAAGGUUCGAAAGGGCCUCUGGGGUCAGCCACAGGCUCAACCGGCAGGGGAACCGGGUGCCUGCCCUGCGUUUAACACUGAGAGCAUUGUUUGCCGGCAGGCUGCACACGCUGUGGUUUUUCAGGAGGGUCCACACACACUCAGCUGGAAGAAGAGCGGACUUGAGGUGUAAAAAUGGCGUAACCCUCUCAGAAGGGACUGGAGCAACUCUGGAUUUAAACUAGUGACUGAACUCGAGUCACUCUGGAUUUACACCAUUGAGUGAAUUGGAGUGGCUCGGGAUUCACACUGAGCUCAGUAUCUGGCCCUUUUUGCACUGCAGCGACUCUGGAUUUACACUGGUGGAAUUGAGAUCAAAGUCUGGUCCUUAUAGCUUUUAUUGAUCUGGAGUGACUCUGGAUUUACACCAUUGACUGAACUGGAAUGACUCUGGAUUUACACCAAUGGAACUGAGAUGCAAAUCUGCCCCUUACACUGAACUCUGGAUUUACGCCAGCAUUGCUGAGCUCAGAGUCUGGUCCUUAUACCAUUGACUGGACUGGAGCCACUCUGGAUUUACACCACUAGAACUGAGCUCAGUAUCUGGCCUGUUGUGAUUACCCUCCUCCCCCAUUUCCAAUGUCACUUCAUCUCACUCCUCUCUAGGACGUUAUUGUCCUGAUUUAAGGGUGGACAGUUCUCCUGGGACGUUCCCAGAGCUCAGCGCCCACGGUUCCCAUGUUGUCUCUGUCUUGUUGGAUGGAAAGCAACUGCUAUUUUCCAUUCUCAACAGGCAGAUGAGGUUCUCCCAUCACAGAGGUGGUGUCCAUUCUGGUGGGUUAAAUUCCCAGCAUCCUGACUGGGAGGAGAAGCAGUGGAACAGGAGCAAAGGUUUGGCACCAUAGAGGACCAGGCCUCCCACCAUGAGGAAAGUCCCAGAUGCAAUGAAAGAGCCUGUGUAGCUGCCGGUCACAUCCCUUAGGAAACCUAGAACACAAAAGAACACGAGUUAUACCAAUAGUAGGGGUACCUAGAACCCAGCAUACAUAAUUUUGUGAUACCUACAAUGUAUUGAGUUGGAGUGGACUAUAAUUUAGAUCAGGGAUUGGCAACCUUUGGCACGUGGCCCAUCAGUGAAA
Trachemys scripta elegans is the source of this 2885-nucleotide messenger RNA. RefSeq names its product arf-GAP with coiled-coil, ANK repeat and PH domain-containing protein 1-like. NCBI's taxonomy places the organism in Eukaryota, Metazoa, Chordata, Testudines, Emydidae. Gene Ontology annotation, molecular function: protein binding; GTPase activator activity. The record is from RefSeq and is a predicted model, not a curated record.